GCCACGUCUUUGGCCAACCUGCUAAGAAAGAGCAUGGCCUUGACAACGUCAAAGUAACCAACAGCGCCUGGGAUACCAAUGUCAUCGCUGCGUCGGGAGAAUACCUUAGUGUCAAUUGGAACGCAUCCGGCGGAGGGGCAUUCGCCAUCUUACCCCUUCCCUCGCCCUUCAACGCGACGGGGCUCUACAAGCUCCCUGACAACCUGCCCCUGGCGCGCAGCCACACCGCGCCCGUGCUAGAUACGGACUGGUCGCCCCACAACGACCGCAUCGUCGCCUCCGCCGGCGAAGACGGCAAAGUGAUGAUCUGGAAGGUCGAGCCGGCCGCGUUCGAGGGGUGGGGCAGCGAGGGGUGGGUCCCAACGGACUUCGAUCCCGUCGCACGGCUGGAUGCGUCUCCCCGCAAGAUCGGGCAGGUCCUGUUCCACCCGACCGCGUCGAACGUGCUUGCCAGCGCGUCCGGCGAACACACGAUCAAGCUCUGGGAUCUCGCGAACCCGGAGGACCCUCGGACCGUGCUCAGCGGACACACGGACACGAUCCAGAGUCUGUCGUUCAACCAGACCGGCACGGUUCUCGCGACGACGUGCCGCGACCGCAAGUUGCGGCUCUUCGAUCCGCGUGCUGGCGCCGACCCGGUGCGUGUUGGAGAUGGGCACGGAGGGAUCAAGGGAUCGCGCGUCGUGUGGAUGGGCGACAACGACCGUAUCGCUACGACCGGGUUCAGCCGAAUGAGUGAUCGCCAGGUCUCGAUCUGGGAGACAGGAGGAUUGGGCAACAUCAAGACUUUGGCGAUUGACCAGUCUGCGGGUGUGAUCAUGCCCUUCUGGUCGGACAACAACAUCCUAUUCCUCGCUGGUAAAGGAGAUGGCAACGUGCGCUACUAUGAAUACGAAUCGGACUCGCUGCACGGCCUGUCAGAGCACAAAUCAAGCGACCCUCAGCGCGGGAUGGCCUUCUUGCCGCGUCGGGCACUGAACGUAUCUGAAUGUGAAAUCGCGCGAGCCUACAAAGUUGCCGGCUCCUCCAUCGAGCCGAUCGCAUUCAUAGUUCCUCGCAAAGCCGACUCGUUCCAAGCCGACAUCUUCCCUCCUGCACCGAGCUCGGAGCCCAGUCUUUCUGCCGCAGAAUUUUUCUCAGGCAAAACUGCACCCGCACGUCUGGUCAACUUGGCUGAUGGGGUGAGCUUCGCUGCGAAAAGCGCUGGAUCGUCGCCUGCACCGGCCCCUGCAUCGGCCCCAGCACCCGCACCCACGAAAACUUACACCGCGCCCGCGCCCGAGCCCGCUGCUGCACCCAAAGCGGAGCCUGUGUAUUCCCGUCAAGCCAGCGUAGACUCAUAUGCUUCGCCUGUCACACCCUCUUCAGCUCAGAGCAUAUCACCAGCCCCCGUUCCGGUCGCUGCUGUCGCUCCCAGCAGCAGCAACAACAGCAACGAUCGGGCUCUGGCGGAAGAGAAUAGCCAACUCACUGCCGAACUGCGCGAGGCUCGUGAGAAGAUUCGCAAUCUCGAGCUGCAACUUGAGAGUGUGCGGGCCAACGCCAGAAAGGCUGCCCAAGCUCUGUUGGAGAGUUGAGCUCAAAGAAAAGCUCGGACAUCCGCCCUUGAUACAUACUGGAAUUCGUUUUCUGUUUCUGUUCAGGUUAUUGUCGCCUGCUCCAUACCUGUUCUAAUUUAUAUCAUCGAGACGUGUUAGCGACAUGGACAUGAGCAUCUGCAAGCUAAGCUUCCGCGCAAAGAACGUAAGUGGUUGAUGCCAGCGUCCUUGCCAUAAGCGGAUCAAUUGGUGAAAGUGACUAUUUUGCCGCCAAACAACGCACACUCCAUCCAUCGAUCCACCCACCACAAUGGCCACCGACCGAAUCCGCGAGGUACAUCCCCUUCCCCGGUAUCGAGCAUAUCUGCAUUCCGUCUGACGUGCCCUGCAGAAACUGAGCCAACUGCGCGUG
Messenger RNA from Mycena citricolor, 1950 nucleotides. Lineage: Eukaryota; Fungi; Basidiomycota; Agaricomycetes; Agaricales; Mycenaceae. The record is from the annotation of a GenBank genome assembly.